AUGAACAACAGCAGCCAGUAUCUACUCUCCGACUCUGCUGACUACAACUCAGUGGACUACGAAGUGUCUCCAGAGGAAAUCCCAGAUGCGACCCGUGGCCCCGCCUUCCUAGUGGCUAGCGUUGUAAUCGCGAUGUCUCUCGUUACUAUCAUGGCUGUGUGCGGGGCGGGAAACUGCGCCUUCAUCAUCAGUUUGCUUCGUGACGGGAGGCGUCGCGGCCUGACCGACCUCCUGAUGGCUAACCUGGCGGUGUCUGACACUCUGGUAGCAGCCAUUUGUUGCCCUCUGCUGCUCGACUACUACGUGAUCAGUCGGCUGUCGUGGCGUCACGGAUUGGUAACCUGCGCCGUCGUCAACUACCUGAGGACACUGUCCUUACAUGUGUCCACCAACGCGCUACUCGCCAUCGCCGUAGACAGGUACGCUGCGAUCGUGCACCCGCUGGGUCCUGGCUUGCCGUCCCAUAUGUGGUACAUUGUGCUUAUCGCUGUGUGGGGGGUCCCAGCCGUGAUCUCCAUCCCGUCGGCCACUAUGUCUUCAGAGACCGAGUACCCCCAUGGGCAGAGUGGCCCUCCCAAGACCUUCUGCGCUCAGAUCUGGCCCGUAGACCAGCGUGUCCUCUACCGAUCCUACUUCCUACUUGUCUUGGCUCUGGAGUUCUUGGUCCCGGUGUUGGUGAUGGCGGUAUGCUAUGCCCGCAUAUCCAAGGAACUUUGGUUCAAGAAGGUUCCCGGUUUCCAGACUUUGCAGAUCCGCAAGCGUCUCCGAAAGCGUAGAAGGACGGUACUGGUUCUGAUGCUGGUCCUGCUGGCCUACAUUCUUUGCUGGACCCCUUAUUACGGAUUCUCCCUGCUCAGGGAUUUCUACCCAACAGUCAUCUCCAGGGACAGGAACGCUCUGGUGGUGUUUUACAUCAUGGAGUGUGUGGCCAUGAGCAACGGUGUUAUCAACACACUUUGCUUUGUCAGCGUCAGACACAAAGCAAGAAAGAACGCGAAGUCCAAACAGUGCAUACCAGCCCCGUUGGUCUUAUUUGUUUCCAACAAGUCCAUAUGCGAUGAGGCCCGAACUUCCUCACUUAGGGUUACUGAAGAAUUGGAAGGAGGGUCCCAUAGAUCCUGA
Molecule: messenger RNA, 1122 nt
Organism: Nerophis lumbriciformis (worm pipefish)
Lineage: Eukaryota; Metazoa; Chordata; Actinopteri; Syngnathiformes; Syngnathidae
Source: RefSeq, a predicted model, not a curated record